AGUGGCACAGGAAUGUGUUAUCGAACACGGAAGAGGCGGUGUUCGCGUUCAAACUGAGCCGGCGUCAUUUCUUUGUGUUAGAAAUUAUUUUUAGCCACUGAUUUCAGUUUAUUUCUGGAUUAUACAGCAGAUUUCUACCUUGCUACCCCGGGCCGAUAGUGGAUCGGUCUACGGUUAAUUAAGACGUAAAAAUGGCAUCCACAGAGGAACUACCUACAGAGGAUAUAGAUAAUAAACCAGAAGAAGAUGGUGAUGCUGAGGCGAUUCCUACCAAGCGGAAAAGAUCCUCUAGUGACACUGAAAUAUCAGGUGAUCAGCCAGAGAAAAGGACAAAAUCUGAAGCUUCUGAUGAGGAAUCCUAUUUUGAAAAAGAGAAAGAGAAUCAAAAGGAGGAUAAUACAGAGGAGAAUGAUUCUGAAAAUGUGCAGGACAGCAUUGAUGACUCCAACAGUUUAAAGGAUGAUGCUUGUAAUACAUCUGAAAUAAAAGAUGAUGAGAUAGAGAAUGACUGUUCAAAAAGUGAUGUAAGCAAAGAGGAAAAACAGGAAGCAAGUGGUAGGAAAGAAGACAAAACAUUAUCCAACGAGGAUAGUAAGGAUAAUUCUACUAGUCUGAAUGAUGGAGAGGAAAAGAAAGAUCAAAGUUCACUGAGUGAUAACAGGGGGAAAUGUGAUUCAGAUGAAACUGAGAAUAAGAGAAACAAAAUUGGUGCUAAUGGCAAGAGUGAUAGUACUUCAGAGGAAAAUCUAGUGACAUCAAAUGGUGAUGAUUCAGAAAAAAAUAAUACCACAACAUCCUUUGAUGAGAAAAAAUCAAAUGAAAAUGGUGAAAAUUUAUCUAACAGUUUACCACACAGACCACGAAAACGUUCUUUUCAACCCACAGAAAUGAAAGUGAACGGUGUCAGUGAUGGUAAAAUAGAUGAUGAUGCAUCAACAGGCAAGUCUGAGGAUAGUGAAAAAGAAAAUCGUCGGUUAGAUAUAGACAUUCCGAUGGAUCUCAGUACCAAGUCAAACUCCACAACAAAUGGCAAUGACAUUAUUAUGUUGUCAGAUUCAGAAUCGGAAGAGGAACCUUUAAUGAAUGGAGAUAUUCAUGAACUCACCCAGAGUGAAAUCCAUAAGAGGCGCAAGAUCAUUAAGCAUUUUGAAUCCGAGCUACGUAAUGAAGAAGCCAAAUUAGUUCUGUUGAAAAGAUUGAAACAGAGUCAAUUAUCACAUCAGCUACAGGAGCAUACUAGUGUUAACAACAAACAACCCUCAAUUAAACAAUCUGUAUCACAGCCACCACCUUUGGUGCGUGGCAGUCAGCCACAACAGCAGCAGCAGCAGCCACAGGCUCGUCCUGCUCAUGCUCAUAGCCAGCCCCCACAACUCAUGCGGGGCAACCAGAUGCCCCAGUCAAGCAGGACACAUCAGCAGGGGCCGCCUCCUUUGGUGAAUAUGGGUGGUGGACAGCGUAUUGACAAUCGUCGUAUACCACACAUGGGUUAUCAGGGUGGCAUUGUCCCAGGACAAUCGCAUCAGUCUCAUGGAAGUCAUGGGAGUAUCAUGUCAAACUACCGACAGAAUCAGAAUUCUCAGGCGGCACAAGCUGCCCAGGCAGCUGCUCAGGCAGCUCGGGAGGCUAGGGAAGCAGACAAUCAGACUCCAGCCCAGCGUCAGGCUGCAGCUAAAAUGGCUUUGAGGAAACAGUUGGAAAAGACUCUGCUACAGAUUCCUCCACCAAAACCUCCACCCCCAGAAAUGAAUUUCAUUCCCAGUCUGGGUAGCCCUGACUUCAUAUCACUGCUUGGUUUGGAGGAAGCAGUCAAUUACAUCAUUGAUGCUGCACUUAUAUCAAAAGGACAGAAAAAUCCUGAUGAAAAGAUGGUGUGUAAUCCUUUCACAUGUAUUCAGUGUAACACAGAUUUUACUCCUGUGUGGAAACGUGAGAAAGCAGGGUCCAAGAAUGUGAUUUGUGAAAAUUGUGUAACAACAAAUCAAAAGAAGGCAUUAAAACAGGAGCACACAAAUCGCCUGAAAAGUGCGUUUGUAAAGGCUCUUCAGCAGGAGCAGGAGAUAGAAAGGAUGCAGUCCCAAACAACGACAUCCUCAUCCAACAGUGCGAGUGCUUCCUCCAACUCCUCUUCUUCUUCUUCGCAGAGCCAUACAACGGCUAAUUCUUCGAGCAACAAUGGCAGCAGCUCUUUGUCUUCAGGGCCACCCCCGUCCUCCCUUCCUUCAUCAGUUUACAAGGCAACAUCCGAGACAAUUCGCCAGCAUCAGAACUUCAUACAGGCACACCAAGCGGCAGCUGCCCAUCAAACAGCACUGAGGAUGGGUCAGCCUCUAGGUAUGGCUCCAUUUGCAGCUGCUGCAGCAGCUAGAGGGGGCUUUCCCUAUCAAAUUCCAUAUGGGGCCAAGCCGUCUGAUUUACAGCUUCAACGACAGUAUCUCCUAGACAUGAUUCCGAACAAGGGAGCAAUGUCAUGGCGACCUUGAUUUACAUUGGAUUGAUAGUGUGUAGAUGUAUCACCUGCGAUUUAUUGUCUCUUCUAUAAAACUGCUUAUGUUAGAGUUCAGUUCAUCAUUAAUUAUAUCCGUCAAGCAUUUUAUAUGCAUUUUAUAUUCCAAGAGAGAAGUGGUAACAUAAAUUUUGAAAAAAUUAUUUGAACUAUGACACUCCUCAGUUGUUAAGGUGUGUACCUCUGAACUUUAUAUAUAGACGAGUGUGGCCAUAUUUCAUUUCCCAAUGACCUUUUGGAUGGCCGUAGGAGAUUUUUGUGCUAGUCUCCCUAAUAGAAAAUGAUCUAAUUGUCUACUUGAACUUAUUCAACAUUACAGUGUGUAAGUAUAAAAUAGUAAAUAUCAGUCAAAUCAAGCAUAAUAUCACUUAUUGGAAUUUAAAGAAAUAUGCCUCAUGGGGUAUAUUAUGAGGUAUAUAAUGCAUCAUUAAAGGAAUUGGACUCAUUUUGCCCUUUUCAUUGUUAACUUGACUUAAUUUGACAACAUGCUUCAAAAGCUCUCGAUAGUUAUUGAAGUUCAAAAGUCCUGAUACUGAUCAUUUUUUCUUGUUGCUGUGAAAUGUCCGUAGUCAAAACUCAAAACAACGAAUUUUUUUAAACUUAUUUUUCGUCUUGUCUAUUGCGCAUUUUUGUUUUUUUCUCAUGUAUAUAUACACAAGUAUAGGUAAAUGAAGUUUACAUUUUCUUAGCUUCUUUACGGUUAUAAAACCAGAAAGAAAAUCACUAACUCCAAUCAGUUUUCUGUUCUGAUUGUGUCAAAUCUGAACACUAGUCUUGUGUUUAAAGUCAGAUGGUGUGAUUUAGAAUUUUAACAGUUUCGAUGCUCAAGUAAAUUUUUGGAUCAUGUCAUGUCACAUACAUUGAUAUCAUUCAUUUUUGUACAUGAAAAAGAUUUGUACUGGUAUACUGCAAUCACUUCAUCACUUGUUAGACUGAAUUAUUCAUUUCUCUAUUGUAUUCAGGAUCAUGUAUGUUUGAAAAUAUAGAAAUAUGAUUUAGUAAGAUUUAUUUCUUUGUUGUCGAGUGCUAUAUAUUAUAGUAAACUUGAGGUUAAUUUUCAUUUGGCUUUUUUUUCUUUUGUAUUAUGAAAAGUUCUGGAAAAAAAAUGUAAAAAAAUUGUUGGGCGGGGGGAAGGGAGGUUGAGUGGGAAAAACAUGUACCUCAUCAGUCACUGAUGGUUAAUACAGACAGCAGGGAAUUUUUUUUUUCGUAGAUUAGCUUGGAUCAAUGCUUGUGAUGUUCUGCCAGCGUUUCCAUAUUUUUCACCCCAUAGGAAUACUGUAUACGGGGAAAAUUUUGCUGCAGUGCAAAUUUUGCAAUUUUGGCAAUAUCACAAAAAUUUGGGUGGGGAGCUAAACUUUGAUUUAAGAUGAAAUGUAAAUGUUGUGUACUUCUGGGCAAAUUUAAUAGUGGGUGAAAAUGGUAAGUCAUAUACGAGGGUGUUAAGUAAAACAGGGCAAAUGUUAAACCGUAUACAGCAUCCCCUCCCUUAUACAUGUCAAAGGAGAGCUGGUCUCGACUUAUUAAAUCUUCGCAAUAUUCAUUAUGUUUAGGUAAUUAUAUGUAUUUAUAUAAAUUAAAAAUAUGAUGUGUUAUAUGCCAAAAGUAACCUCAGAUACACACUAAAAUGAGAUUUUCUCUGUUGCAUGGAACAUUUUAGAUAAACAUUGGUCAUUUGUACAUAGAACUUGUUAAGAUGUUUUUCACUGCAGUUUGGAGGAUGUAUACAGUGGAACCUCAUACCUGUACUAGGUAUACAGGUAGAUGACCUAGAUCAGCAGUUAUGUUUGUAUUUAAGUACCAGUACAAGAUGUAUGUUGUGGCCAAAUAAAACUUGUUGCCUGAUAGUGGCUGUGGAAAAGAAAGAAUUGGAAGACAGUACAGAAUCUUUUUUAUUUCGUGUGCAUAUUUUUUUGGGUUUAUUUUUUUUUUGAGCAAUUAUUUUGAUUUGUAUAGUGCUUUUAUAAUCGAAACUAAAAUAUGACAUUUGCAGGGUAGGUAUCAAAAGAGUGGACAAGAUUACCAAGUCUAUAUGUUUUACUAAAUGCCUUGUAGAUCCCACUGUACAAGACAUUGUUAUAUAUUGCUAGUGCUACUGAUGCUUGUCUUUGUUGCUCAUCUUGUUUUUCCACUGUACAUAUAAAAGAAAUGGCACAAGCCCUGCUUAGAAUCACUGGACUAGGGUUUGUGUUCCACUUAAUAAAAACGGCUAGUAUUUAUGUCUUUUAAAAUUAAGGCUCUCUUAUAGUUACUGGAAUUCAGAUAAAGAUAAUUUUUCCUCUUUAUAGUUUUAAUGCAAAGCAUUUGCUGUCAUAUAAAGGAAAGCUUUUUGUCCUUUGUUUGAUUUUACAAUCUAUAGUUAUGGACAUGUUUUAUGAGUUGGUAUGAUCAUGAAAAGAAUGCAUUGUGUAACAAGGGGAGAUAAACGGGUACCAAUGAAACGCUACAAGUAAUACUACAACCAGUCAUGCGAAGAACAGAUGGAACUUGGGACUUUAUACAAAAAUAAGAAAUGUUAACUUUUUGAUAAAAGUAGCACAAAUCAAAGAGAAAUGGAUCAAAUAACAUUUUCAGAAAUUUAAAGAUUUAUUGAAUUCUAGUCUAUUAUAGUAUGUAAGUGUAUGAAAUUGUAUUUCAGAUACAUAUUUUUUUUCUUGUGCAAAUUGUAAGGAUUUUCAUUGCAUUGCACAAUUCAUAACACAUUUCAACUAAAGGAAAUAAAACCUAUUUCAGUUUGGAUAACGAUUUGGCAAAUGGUAAAUUAAUGUUGAAAACUAAAGGAGUGGGAAUAGGGGCUGUUCAAAGUCUCCUGUUAUUACACAUGGAUAUUUUAAGAACUGUUUCAGUUCACAUGUUAAUAUUGGUUGUAUACAAAUCAAAACUAUUUAUUAUUAUAGCAGACUGUUGGGUAUUUGAUUGUAUUUUGUAUGAUAAGCAAUAUCAUGUGGGACAGCUAGCUAAGCUCUGAAGGAAAAGCCUGUUGCGGCCAUAUAUAGCUAGCCAUUCAUGACAUAACUGGUCCUCUUCGGAAGUUUGUUGUUGUGUUCAAGACACAAGUGUCACAUAUUUGUACUUUACCAAGCUGUAUAGAAAUUGUUAUUUAAUGUCAAACAUUGUAAAGUAAAUGUUUGAAAAUCA
Molecule: messenger RNA, 5644 nt
Organism: Ylistrum balloti
Lineage: Eukaryota; Metazoa; Mollusca; Bivalvia; Pectinida; Pectinidae
Product: transcriptional repressor p66 alpha-like
Exons: 4
Coding region: 192-2483 (763 amino acids)
Biological process (GO): negative regulation of transcription by RNA polymerase II
Cellular component (GO): NuRD complex
Source: RefSeq, a predicted model, not a curated record